Messenger RNA from Salvelinus sp. IW2-2015, 1940 nucleotides. The record is from RefSeq and is a predicted model, not a curated record. Lineage: Eukaryota; Metazoa; Chordata; Actinopteri; Salmoniformes; Salmonidae.
AUGGCAGUUGAUGUUCUUCAGGGAGACACCUUCUAUGACCUGGUGGAGAGUCAGGAUGUGGAGACAGUUAGAUCUAACCUGGAGACAGACAACACAACGUCAACUGAGAGGAGUUUUGUGUGUCGGAUGCACACCUCCAAGGCCUUCAGACUAGAGUAUGGUAGCUGCUGUUCUAUAAUGGUCCGGGGACACUACCAGACCGUCCCACAAUCCCCCCAGUCCACCCCCACAUCCUCCCCAGACCGUAGCCAAUCUGGCCCUCCUGUGGAGAGGGUGUUCUCGGCUCUCUGCACACCCACAGUGAACCACCUAGGCAACAGCACCUUCUCCUCCUGCUCCUCCUCCUUCACCAGCCUCCACAGACCAGACAUGAGCUUCAGUCACCUGGACGAAAGUGUUGUGUUUUACUUGGGCUACUCAUCGGAGGAGCUGAUUGGUCGAUCGUGGUACAGCCUCCUCCACCCUGAAGACCUCUCCUUGAGUGCCUACUCACAUAAGAGUCUGAUGCAGGCAGACGAGGGUGGGCAGAUGGAGAUGGUUCUGAGGCUCCAACACAGCGACCUCUCGUGGUCCUGGAUCUACACUAGAGCCGCUAAGCAUUCUGGGAACCAGGAAGUGAGCUGCUGUAACUACAUUAUCAGUGAAACAGAAGCCAUGUAUCUGAGAAAAAAGAUCAACAGCGAUGCUUUCAGAGCCUCUCCUCUUCAGCCCUACUGCCCCUCUCCCACCCCCCAGCCGACCCAGAGCUGUUGCCCCACCAAGGACCUAAAGAGACCCAGAGCAUUCAGUCAGUACAGUAGUAUAUCUGAGACUGAGAACAGGUCUAAGACCAGCAGGAGACAGAGAGCAGAAACUAAUACUAUGUUCUACGUGACAUCAUGUAGCUCCUCCUCCCAGGCCUCACCUGUCGCCGCCUUCUCCACCCCUCCCUACAGCCCCACCUCCUCCCACUACAGCUCCUCCUCCAACUCCUCCCACUCUCCAACACAGCAGGACGACACCAGCUCUGACUCUCUGUUGGAUGUGUAUGGCAACACAGAGAACUUAACCUCCUACUACCAUUGCCUUGAAGGAGGGACUGAGGUAGGGACUGGGCCUUCCUGCCUCCUCUCCCCCUCUAGGUCCUUCCAGCCCGGCUCGGAUCAGUCCUUCCACCAGGGUAUCUUCAGUCAGACUGACGCAUUCUCUCCUCAGUCCUGCCCUUCUUCUCCCCAGUAUGAUUGCUCAGCAUGCCCUGCUGAUGCCCGGCUGGUCCCUGACUGUCUAUCUGUAUCAGACCUGUUAGAGAGUUCAGCAGACUGCCCCAUCACCAUCCAUACUGAAGACUACAGCCUCUCGGUUCAGCCACAAGGUGGUGCCACCAGUCCAUACAGCCUCUCGGUUCAGCCACAAGGUGGUGCCACCAGUCCAUACAGCCUCUAACGGUUCAGCCACAAGGUGGUGCCACCAGUCCAUACAGCCUCUCGGUUCAGCUUCUAGGUGGUGCUAUCAGUCCAUACCAGAGCCACCAUAUACCUCAGACUGUCUCUCUCCUCCUAUUGGAGGCCUGCUGACCCCUAACCCCUCCCCGACCUCCGACCUCUCCUUCCUCUAUCAGUGACAGAGACAAGGUAGAGAUCAGUAUCCUAGCCAGCAGAUCUCCUCUCUUGCCUCCAGCUUCGACCUGUUCAACACCCUGAGCCCCAUCCAACCCCACCUCAGCCCAGCUCAGAACCCCUUCCCUGGGCACAGCCCCAGGUCCCUCCCCUGUCCCCCUCCACAUCAAGCCGGAGCUGGUCCUGGAUGAGGGAGUGUUGAUCGUCUCCUGAAGGAUCUGAGCAUGGUUCAGGGACCUGGGUGUCUGUCUCACUGCUACCAACCUCAGGACCCUUCCACCCUGGCUCUGUUCUCUCUAGUGGACCCUCUACCCAUGGGAGCAGUCAUCCCCUCUCUCUCCCUUC